Molecule: messenger RNA, 609 nt
Organism: Staurois parvus
Lineage: Eukaryota; Metazoa; Chordata; Amphibia; Anura; Ranidae
Source: the annotation of a GenBank genome assembly
AGUCACGGAAAACUUCAUCCACUUCAAGUCCAGACACUUUCCCCCUCUUCCAGUCCGGACACUCCCCCCCCCCCCCUUCCAGUCCGGACACUUUCCCCCCCCCCCUUUCCAGUCCGGACACUUUCCCCCCCCCCCCCCUUCCAGUCCGGACACUUUCCCCCCCUUCCAGUCCGGACACUUUCACCCCCCCUUCCAGUCCGGACACUUUCACCCCCCCUUCCAGUCCGGACACUUUCACCCCCUUCCAGUCCGGACACUUUCACCCCCCUUCCAGUUCGGACACUUUCCCCCCCUUCCAGUUCGGGACACUUUCCCCCCCUUCCAGUCCGGACACUUUCCCCCCCCCCCUUCCAGUUCGGACACUUUCCCCCCCUUCCAGUCCGGACACUUUCCCCCCCCUUCCAGUCCGGACACUUUCCCCCCCCCUUCCAGUGCGGACACUUUCCCCCCCUUCCAGUCCGGACACUUUCCCCCACUUCCAGUCCGGACACUUCCCCCCCCACUUUCAGUCCGGACACUUCCCCCCCCCCCCCCCUUCCAGUCCGGACACUCCCCCCCCCCCCCCUUCCAGUCCGGACACUUUCCCCCCCCUUCCAGUCCGGCCACUUU